AUGCGGAUUCUCCUUCUGUCUGUGGGUGUGCUGCUGCUACAGGCCUGCCAUGUGCAGGCCAAGGCUGUAGGAAACACUCCGACUUGGGAACUGUCCGAUUGGAAGAGCAACAUCCAGUUGGCUGUCGAUGCCCAUAUUGAUGCCUUUGCCUUGAACAUCGCCAAUGGCUGGUACGCCAACGAUGCAUCUCUCGCUCUGGCCUUCGAGGCGGCAGCUAGUCUUGACUUCCAGCUCUUCUUCUCCUUUGACUACGCCGGCAACGGGUCAUGGGCCCAGGCAGAUGUCAUCAGCCUUAUAACUCAGUACGGCGGCUCUGGUGCUUACUUCCAGUACAAUGGCGGACCUUUCGUCUCGACCUUUGAGGGGCCUGAUCAUGCAGACGAUUGGGUUGAGAUCAAGUCCCAAACGGGCUGUUUCUUCAUUCCGGAUUGGUCGUCGCUGGGUGCGAUCCCUGCGGCUGCAGCGGCCAAUGGUGUCGUCGACGGUCUCUUCAGCUGGGCGGGCUGGCCUUGGGGUGACAAGAAUAUGACCACGUUUGUAGACGCUUCGUACAUGCAGACACUCAAUGCUAGCGGGAAGCCCUACAUGAUGCCGGUGUCGCCCUGGUUCUACACCAACUUGCCCGGCUACGACAAGAACUGGCUAUGGCGCGGCGAUGAUUCUUGGUACCAGCGCUGGCAGCAGGUGUGGUACCUACAGCCCGAGUUUGUUGAAAUCAUCUCGUGGAAUGACUUUGGCGAGUCACACUAUAUUGGGCCACUGGACAGCAGCUCCUUCGACGCUUUCACUGUUGGCGAGGCGCCGUUUAACUACGCCAAAGACAUGCCGCAUGAUGGAUGGCGUGAUCUUCUUCCCUUCAUGAUCGAUACCUACAAGCACGAGCGGGCUCUGGUAUCGGAUGAGAGACUGGUGGUCUGGUACCGCAACUCGCUGGCCGGCGAUUGUAGCAACGGCAACACCACUGGCAAUACAGCCUCACAGCUGCAGCUCGAGUUCGCGCCCGAAGAUGUCUCACAAGACCGGAUCUACUUCACCGCGCUGCUGUCCGACUACGCGGGUGUCUCGGUUAUGGUCGACGCAUACGUUCACAAAGCCGAGUGGGACUUCCUACCCCCCGGCCCCUUAGUAACUGGGGGUCCUGGCCUCUACCAUGGCAGUAUCGCAUUGACCCAUGCGGAGCGGAUCGAGGUCAUAAUCACUCGUGACGACGUCGACAUUUUCUCCGUCUUCACGGUCCAGGACGUGUCUGCGGACAAUUGUGUCGAUGGCCUAACCAACUGGAACGCGUGGGUGGCCUCAGGAUCGGGCGGCGAAUUACCAGAGCCCGUCUACUCGGCCUUUGAUCUGAGUGUGCAGACAUGCGUGUCUGGCUACAGCGUCGAUACUUUCACGGACCUAUGCGAGUUCACCUGCGCUUGGGGAUACUGUCCCGUCGGUGCCUGCGUAUGCACCAAUAUGGGCAUCAUUCUUAAAGAGGCCAACCAGACCGAUGUUGUCGGAUACCCGGCCAACGGCGACGCUAACUAUGCGGGGCUAUGCAGCUUUGCUUGUGCGGCGGGCUAUUGUCCCUCAGACUACUGCUCUCUGGAAGUUCAAGCAGCCUAUGUACCAACCAGCUCGCCCUUCGACCCGCCCACCUGCACGGGGGGCAGCAGCACUAACGACAACUUCUUGGGCCUGUGUAGCUAUGCGUGCAACUAUGGUUUUUGUCCCCGGAACUCCUGCUCCUGCACCUCUACGGGGCCUCUCAUUCAACCUCCGGCUCAGACGAGCAGCUCCGGCACCUCCCUCGUCGGGCCAGACUCGGACCUUUGUAAUUUCGCUUGCACGCGCGGGUAUUGUCCCAGUGGCACAUGUGCUCAAUCUGUCGUGGGGUACGUUCACUUUGGUGACUCAUACGCAGCCGGCAUGGGUACGGGUACAACGUCCACGGACGAGUGUCGCGUGGGCUCCAACAACUACGGCAAGCUGCUGUAUCAGUGGUUUGACGACGAGAGCCUCUCGUUCGAGACGCUGGCGUGCUCGGGUGACACCACGACGGGCCUUUCCGAGCAGAUCGACAAGUGGAAAACGUCGGACGUGGCGAAUGUGGGUACGCUGACGAUGGGCGGGAACGACCUCGGCUUCAGCAACCUGGUAUACUACUGCGUGAUUACGCCUAAUAUGUGGUAUUCCAAGGAACAGAACCGCCAAUACUGUCUUGAGUACGAGGCAACUGCCCGAUCGUUGCUGGAGGACAGCAGUGAUGCUGGAUUAACAGCAAAACUCACUAAUGCGUAUCUCAAGAUCCUCACCAAGUCUGCUCGAACGGACUUCAAUCUCUAUGUGACUGGCUACCCUGGCUUCUUCAACUAUGACACUGCAGACUGCGACCUCUCAACAUUCCACUACUGGUACCCCGGAUAUAACCAGGGAUGGGCGGACACCGGCUAUUACGCCUACCAACGCCUCGUACUACUGACUCAGGACCUACGUACCGAGCUCGAUGCGCUGGUUGACCAGCUAAACGGGGUCAUCCAGCAGGCCAUCAACGACGCGAAUGCCCAAUACGGUGGCUCCCAUAUUCACUAUGUCAACAUACAGCCCUACUUUGACACACAUCGCUGGUGCGAAAAUGCGGAUGCCAGCUAUCACGAACCGGAUCCUAAUCUCGAUUCGACGUGGUUCUUCCUAAGUGCCUGGGAUGAUGUCGACCUUGAGACAGAUACCAUCACAACAUCAGAGGCAGAAGCCGCCGAAAUGGCUACCCUCAUGUCCCAAGGCCCUAUCGUCCUCCCCGACGCAGAAAACUGCACUGAGUCCCUUGGCACCGAUCCCGAUCCCUACGCGGUGGCUAUGUGCCGUGUCGCUAUCGCAGUCGCCGACAACUCGACUGGCUUAGAGGCCACGACUUUGGCACAAGCGAAUGCGGAUAUUGCGAGCGGCAAUUACGCUAGCCAGGCAGUUCCGUCAUAUUUACCUACUCGACAGAUAAAGACAUUCCAUCCGCGCAGUCCGGGAACGAUGGCGUACCGGAAUGCAAUUAUAAAUGCUAUGUAG
Messenger RNA from Penicillium longicatenatum, 3039 nucleotides. RefSeq names its product mutanase. Gene Ontology annotation, biological process: triglyceride catabolic process. The transcript has 5 exons. Bases 1 to 3039 code for a protein of 1012 amino acids. NCBI's taxonomy places the organism in Eukaryota, Fungi, Ascomycota, Eurotiomycetes, Eurotiales, Aspergillaceae. The record is from RefSeq and is a predicted model, not a curated record. Gene Ontology annotation, molecular function: glucan endo-1,3-alpha-glucosidase activity; triacylglycerol lipase activity.